AUGGCUGAGCUCAAGUCGCUGGGCAGCGAGGCGUACCUGGCGCUGGCCCCGGGCUACGGGCCCUCGGCUUUCGCCUACGGGGCGGUGCGCGGGGGCGCCGAGGGCCCGCGGGGCGCCUACGCGGGGGGCGGCGGGGCGGACUUCCACGCCGGGGCAAUGGGCAAGUCUGCGGAGAGCAGCGGCGAGCAGAGCGGCGACGAGGAGGACGGCUUCGAGGCGGGCGUGAAGGGCGGCUCGGGCUUCGAGCGAGAGGGGAAGCUGAAGGGGGGAGCCCUGGGCAAGAAGCCCAAGGAGCAGCGCUCGCUGCGCCUCAGCAUCAACGCGCGGGAGCGGCGGCGGAUGCACGAUCUGAACGACGCGCUGGACGGGCUGCGCUCCGUCAUCCCCUACGCCCACAGCCCCUCGGUGCGGAAACUCUCCAAAAUCGCCACGCUGCUCCUGGCCAAGAACUACAUCCUCAUGCAGGCGCAGGCCCUGGAGGAGAUGCGGCGGCUGGUGGCCUACCUGAACCAGGGCCAGGCGCUGAGCGCCCCGCUGCCCGCCACCCUCAACCCCUUCGGACAGUCGCCCGUGUACCCCUUCGGCGGCGCGGCCGUGCCCGGCUGCCCCGAGAAAUGCACUGCCUUCACAGGAGCCGCCUCCGCCCUCUGCAAACACUGUAACGACAAGCCUUGA
Serinus canaria (Common canary) is the source of this 675-nucleotide messenger RNA. It is a transcript of the gene BHLHE23, whose product is annotated as basic helix-loop-helix family member e23. NCBI's taxonomy places the organism in Eukaryota, Metazoa, Chordata, Aves, Passeriformes, Fringillidae. Gene Ontology annotation, molecular function: protein dimerization activity. The coding region runs from base 1 to 675 and encodes 224 amino acids. The transcript has a single exon. The record is from RefSeq and is a predicted model, not a curated record.